UUAUUGAUUAGAAAGUACUAUUUAGUAUUUACUAUUUACUUACUUAGUUUCACCAGAUACUGGAAAUGAAUCAUUACACACUGUACUGAAUUUUCACCCUAUGCAUUACAGUAAACAGUCCCUGCAAUGAUUAUCUUACUUUUAUAGUUUUGUUUUUAUAUAGGUAGUUUAAAUUUAAAAUUAUACAAGAACAUUUCUCUGGUGGAAAGAGAAAGCUUUUGUAUUGUUUAAAUUUCAAAGGAUCCAACUUAUAAAUUAUAAUAUUAUAAUUAAUAAUUAUUAAAUAACAUUAUUACUAUACAUCGUGUAUUCUAUGUAAUAGAAAUUAAUAUUUAGAGAAAUUUGGUUAAUAUUUGUUGUCUAUUAAAGUAUAAUAAAGAAAUAAAAAAUGUUUCAAAUUCUGUCAACAUAUUUUAAAAUAAUACAAUAUCAAAUUUGUUAUUAUUUUUUGGGAAUUUUCGCCGUUCUUGAUGAUUUAAAAAAUCGUGAUAAAAAUAAGUUUGAAAUUAUCAAGAAACGAGAAAAAGUAGCUGUUAUUACUGGAGGAGCUCGAGGUAUUGGCCUGGAAGUAGUUAAGAAACUAGUUCAAUGUGAGAUGCAUAUCGUAAUUGGAUGCCGCAAUGUGAAGGCAGGUCAAAAAACAAUCCAACAGCAUAUUUCGUCUGAUGCAUCUAUUGAAAUAUAUGAACUUGAUCUUAAAUCAUUUACUUCCGUAAAAAGUUUUGCUCAACAAGUAUUAUCCAAUCAUGAUCAAAUUCAUAUACUUGUAAAUAAUGCUGGAGUUAUGUUUGUACCAUAUGAAAAGUGUGAAGAUGGUUAUGAAGCACAUUGGACUAUAAAUUAUUUGAGUCAUUUUUUACUAACAGAAUUAUUAUUACCAGCUCUAAAAAUGUCAGGUUCGACAAAUGAGCAUGCAAGAGUAAUAAAUGUUUCUUCUUGUGCUCAUGAAGCUUCUCCUUUAAUUAAUUUCGGCUCCAUUAGUAACAGUCAAGGUUAUAUUACAAAUGCAGCUUAUGCAAUGUCUAAACUAGCUCAACUAAUGUCAACUAAAUAUUACAACAAAACACUAGCAAAUACUAAUGUUCAAGUUUUGGCUGUGCAUCCUGGUGUAGUAAAUACAGAAUUAUUUAAUGGAACAUUGUUGAAAAUGAUAAUGCCAUGGAUAUUGAACUAUAUUUGCAAAACUCCAGAAGAAGGGUCACGAAGUGUUGCUUAUGCUUGCAUUUCUCCAAAAUUAGAAGGAUGUGGUGGUUACUAUGCAAAUUGUCAACCUACAAAAUAUUUACCAUAUGCUGAUGAUAAAGAGGCGCAAAAACAACUUUAUGAUACUUCUAUGGUUAUGAUAAAACAUUUUUUAAAAGUAAAUGAAUAGUUUUGUAAUUAUUUAUUAAUUUUUAAAAGUAAAUGAAUAAUUUUGUAAUAAUUUAUUAAUUUUUAAUUGUACGUUUUAAAUUCUAAAAGUUAUUACUUAUUAUAUAUUAUUAAAGACUGAUUUAAUUAUCAAUAAUUUUAUUUAUAUGUUUCAAAAAAACUAUAUAUUCCAGUAAAAUUAUAUAAAAAAAUUUACUAAAAAUAAUUAUAAUUAAUAAAUUAAAAAUAUCUGUU
This is a messenger RNA of Metopolophium dirhodum (rose-grain aphid), 1605 nucleotides long. RefSeq names its product dehydrogenase/reductase SDR family member on chromosome X-like. The record is from RefSeq and is a predicted model, not a curated record. NCBI's taxonomy places the organism in Eukaryota, Metazoa, Arthropoda, Insecta, Hemiptera, Aphididae. Bases 389 to 1372 code for a protein of 327 amino acids. The transcript has 6 exons.